UCAGGAGAGAGAAAGACGGCCACAAAGCUUAGAGAAAAUGAAACUUUUUCCUUUUCUUAGUAGAUGUAAUCUUUCCAUUAUUAUGUUUUAAUAGUUUUUCUAUUUCCUGUUGGAUUAGGAUAUGUACACUUUCCUUUUAUCUUCAUCCUGUAAUCCUUAUAUAAAGGAACCCCCUUGAUCAUUAAUAAGAACACAGAAAUAUUCAGUCUCUAAACUCUCUAAUUAUAACACGUUAUCAGCACGAUAGACUCCAAAACCCUGAGACAAAACCUAACCUAAAAUCCGUCACACAUAAACCCUAAUCCAGGCGCAACUUAAGAUCGAUCUAUCUCUCAAACCCGGAGGAAUCAGACGACGAGCCACAUAUCAAAUUGAAGCCCUUGACGAGACGAAUCCAUCAGCGCAAACCGUUCGUCGAUCCGAUCCCAGACGCACCCUUACUCGCAGAAACAGUACACGGCGCCGCCUUGGUCUUUUGGAAUCCUAACCCCGAAGAACCCUAAAUUGUUCUUGCUUGCGUUCCAGCUCAUCAGCAUCCGAUCAGCUCCAGCCCCAAGGUGUUCAUGAUCCUAGACGACCUCAGAUUCCAGUUUGUAUCACGGUUAGCUUGAGUUCCUAAUCAACCAACUCGAGACCCGAUAGGUAGAAGACAGCUCGCGUCCGCGUCGCAGCUCGCGUCCGAGGUUCAUCCAUUCAUCUUGGAGGUCCGGUUUCUACAACUUGCAAAACAAAGAUAAUCCUAAAUUCUGAGAACAUGAAUCAAACCUGAUUGUUUGUAAAGAUUGAAACCCUAAAAACUAAUCUCUAAGAUGAAAGCCUUAAGGCAAAUAGAUCAAACCCUAAAAGAGUAAAUCGGAGUUCGAAUAAGUCCGGUCCCCUAAACCAUAAUUCGAGAUUUAUCCAUUGAUCAAUUAAAAUCAAAGUCUUAAUGAUUUUGAAUCUCAAAUCAAACUCCCUUGAUCAAAGAUCAAAAUUUUUGAAAUCCCCUGAAACCCUAAUUUGGAAAAACGAUUUUAAAAUUGUUUGAUUUGAAAUUUGAUUGUUUAUUUGAUCACCUAGAGAUAUUGAUAGGAUUGUUUAAACUCGAAUCUGUAUUGCUUGACAUGUUUAAACUAAAAAUCCUAAUUAAAUUUGAUAAAGAUCUUGAUUAUAUCAUCUCAUGGCCGUGUGGCCUUAUUGCUUUCAUAAUCAAAUUUGAUCAUACCUGAUUGAUUGCAAUUGAACCUAGAUAUUACUCUAAGGAUGACAUUGAAUUGAACUAAAUAGCCGUGUGGCUCCUACUUGGCCGUAAGACAUAUACCUUGGCCGUGAGGCAUUGUUUGAAAGUUUAAAUGUUUAAAACUCUAAAUCUCGUUUUAAAUCUUAAAAGGCCUUGAAACCUUAAUCUUAAAACCGAAUCCUACUAGUGUUUAAAUCAGAAACCCUAGGAUUGAUUAAUGAUUUCUUGCAUACAUAUGGAUCUGAAUAUGGAUUGCAUUCAUACUGUUUAAAUAAGAAUCGACCAGCAUGUAGUUUAUACAAUCUUGAAACCGGUUGCAUUAGAUAUAACUGCAUGGCCGAGUGGCUUGAUGAAUUGAUCGCACCAUGGUCGUUUCUAGAUUGAUUGUUUUUCAUAAAUGCGUAAGACAUGUUUGUUGCCGAGCUUGUUAAUAUAUCUUGCGGCCGCAUGAUCACAUUGUGAAACUCAAUUUUAAAUGAUGAUGUGAUUCAUAUGUCGAAAAUCUCAAACAGAGACUAUGCGGCCCUUAAUCUCUCCGGAGAUAACUACUUGCAGUGGGCGCUAGAUACAAAGAUCAGUCUAAGGUCAAAGGAACUUGGUGAUACUAUCAUCAAGGGCAACAAUGAGACCGAUAAGAAUCGGUACAUGGCUAUAAGUAUUAUACAGCAUCACCUCAUUGAAGGUCUAAAAGAUCAGUACAUCACAAUGGAAAAUCCACUAGAACUUUGGGAUGCUUUACAGCAUAGAUAUGAUCACCAGAAAACGGUGUUACUUCCAAAGGCUAGAAAUGACUGGAAGAAUCUCAGAUUCUUGGAUUAUAAGUCGGUGGAUGAGUACAAUUCAGUCUUAUUUAAGACAGUCUCGAUGCUGAGACUUUGUGGUGAAGUAGUAACCGAAGAAGAGUUACUUGAGAAGACUUACUCUACAUUCCAUUCAUCGAAUGUGAUACUGCAACAGCAGUACAGAAUGAAAGGCUUCGCCACAUAUACUGAUCUGAUCUCGUGCCUACUUCUGGCCGAGGCAAACAAUGAGCUCCUGAUGAAGAACAGUGAAGCUAGACCUGUUGGAACAGCACCAUUACCGGAGGCUAAUGAGGUUGAAAGGAAAGAUCCCAACGAGUGUAAUUAUGUCCAAAAUGACAAGAGAUCACACGGCAAAGGCCGAGGUGGAUACAAGGGACAUGGCCGUGACAAUUACUCGAACAGCCGAGACAACUACUCGACCGACCGGAAAGGAAACCACAAUAACCGUGGUCGUGGUUCCAAUUAUGGUCGUGGCCGAGGUAGUUAUGGCCGUGGUCGAGGUGGCAUAUCCAAACCGUCUUACUCGACCAAAUCCGUUUGUCACAGAUGUGGAAUGGGAAACCAUUGGGCCAAGAACUGUAGAACCCCUAAGCACUUAUGUGAGCUCUACCAAGAAAGUCUUAAGAACAAGAACCCUGAGGCUCACAUGGUUCACGAUUCCGGAUAUGAGGCCGAUAAUGAUUCCGACAUUGCUAAAAAUGACCAGAUGGACUUUGAGACUUCUGAUUGUCUCAAAGACUAAAUUUUCGAUACGACUUGUCUUAUUGCUUUAUGAUUUGCUUUUAACCUACUUGAUGAUUCACGAUUUAUAUAUAUAUAUAUAAAAGAGUUUGCUUUGAUUUAAUUAUAUCUGCCUGAUCGUACUUGAACAUAUGAAUGUUUUUACUAAUAAAUAAUUGCCUAAAGGGCAUAAUAUCCAAGUAAGAAAUCGUGAAAGUAGUAUAGUGAGCCUAGUAAAGAAACUAUGGCUAAGGCAUUGUCUAAAGGACAUUAGAUACACCCAAUAAUAUGUGACCCAUUGAGUUAUGAUAAUAUGGUUUCUAAAUAGAAACAAUGGGCAAACAAAAGGAAACAAGUUCCUUCAGAUUUUGAAAGAUAAAUCGCCUAAGACCUUAUAAGAAAGUGGUCGAGACUAUACCUAAUGAUCUCUACUGAUUUAAACUAUGCUAUAAGAUCAGUAUGAUGAGAGGCAAGAACCGUGGUGACCAUAUUGAG
Molecule: messenger RNA, 3237 nt
Organism: Brassica napus (rape)
Lineage: Eukaryota; Viridiplantae; Streptophyta; Magnoliopsida; Brassicales; Brassicaceae
Exons: 1
Coding region: 1712-2764 (350 amino acids)
Source: RefSeq, a predicted model, not a curated record